CGUCGGUGUAUGGGGAUAUAUGGACUGCCCCUUAGAAUAAUAAGUGUAUUGGCAAUACAACAUACACCAACGCCAUGACACUUUCUGUUAUCAAAUAUUGCUGGCUCGUUUAUGGCUAACUUCAUACACGUAAAAAUCUUGACAUAAAUACUGUAAAUAUUUAUUUAUUAUUAAAUCUAUGCUUUGUAAUGUAUUACAAUUUUUAAAUUUAUCACAAUACAACGGGUAAAUAAAAAAUCUAAUUUAUUAAUAAAAAAUUUUAAAAGUACAGGGCUACUGUUUAAUUUUUUGUAGUUAAAAAAACCGUCUUUCAUUAAUAAAUUUAAAUAAUAUCGCAUUGAAUCUAAAACGUUAUGGCUGAAGAACAUAAACGCCGAAGAUCUAGUUUUUUUCCAAAGCCAGUUGAAGAAUCCAAUGAUGAUCGUUUAGAAUUAUUUCGAAAUAUGCUUUGGGUUGAUAAAGAAAAAGAAAAUAUAAUUUCAAAAUCAAAAUUGUUAGGAGGUUCUUCCAAAAAAGACAUUAAAGAGUAUACUGAAAAAUUUAAGUGUAAAAAAAAAGAAUUUCCAAAACUGAUUUCCAAUAAACAAGAAGAAAGAUUUAAUUUAAAAGAAAAAUUACGUAAUGUGAAAUUGGAGUUCGAUUGGGAAACUGCCAGUGAAGGAUUAACAAGUUAUGAACGAGAUUUUGCAAAUGAUCGUCCUGAUUACAAGUACUUGGUUGAAAAAGUUCAAACUCUAACGUUACAUAAUGCUUUAAUGAAAAGAUCCAAUUUUGAAUUGCACAGUAUUUUAAAAGCAUAUAACAGACUCGCUAAUGAAGAAGUACAAAAGUUACAAUCAAGUUUUAUUGAUAAAAUCGUUGAAGAUAGCGGUGUUUGUAUUUCAUAUUACAAUAGUGAUUCAUCUGAAAUGUCUAAUGCUGAAUAGACGUUAAAAUUUUAAAUUAAUUUUAAACAAAACGAUAAUACAUUUUUUUUUUUAAGUCUAGUACAUAUUUGAUUUUUGAGUUAAUAAGUGAAUAAAUCCUAAUAUAAAACAUAUUAUUUCAAAUAUUAUUUCAAUAUAACCAAUGAUAACUUCUAAAAAAAUUACAUAAGUUUGCCAUUGAAUUAAAUGUAGUGUGCCCAAAACUGUUGCUAUGUUGAGUGUAGAUGAAAUCACUAUCGACGAAGCUGUAUCGGUGAGAUUACCUUUAGAACCUAAGGCCAUACGACUUGUCUGAACUGGAUAUAAUAAUACAACAAUGAACCAUUCUAUAGCCAACGUUCUUCUUGGAUAAGGUAAUUUAUACGUUUUUAAAAUAUUAACUACAAUUUCAAUUGUAUAAUACAGUAAAAAAUAAUAACGAUUAAAGUAAAGUAAAACUUGGUAUUGUAACGAUGGUGCCAUAAUAAAUAUAAUAGUAAUAUAUUUUUAUUAUACUAUAUAGCUUAUAAAAAAACAAAUGUAGACAAUUAAAAAAAUGUUUUGUUUGCACAUAUUUGGUAACUAGGUAACCAAUGUAUUUGUAAUACAAAAUAAUGCUUUGUACAACUGUCAAUACAUUAAUGAUGAUAAUAGUUUCUUAAAACCUCAUAAUUAGUAGGUUUAACUAUUGGUCUUUAUUUUUAAGGUUGAUAUUAAAAUAAAAAAUAUAUGAUUUAUUUGUUCUUUCCUAUUUUUAAUCAUUAAUAUGAUGGGAUAUUUUCUUAUGUAAU
Messenger RNA from Adelges cooleyi (spruce gall adelgid), 1696 nucleotides. RefSeq lists its product as uncharacterized. The transcript has 4 exons. The coding region runs from base 354 to 926 and encodes 190 amino acids. NCBI's taxonomy places the organism in Eukaryota, Metazoa, Arthropoda, Insecta, Hemiptera, Adelgidae. The record is from RefSeq and is a predicted model, not a curated record.